Theobroma cacao (cacao) is the source of this 3107-nucleotide messenger RNA. The record is from RefSeq and is a predicted model, not a curated record. Lineage: Eukaryota; Viridiplantae; Streptophyta; Magnoliopsida; Malvales; Malvaceae.
UACAGUGGUAAUGCAUGUUUAUCACUUAAUUUUAAUUCAUCCAGCCAGGAUUCUCUUACACUUUCCCUCACAGAAAAAGCAGCAACCCCCUGUUUCUGUGGAAAUGCUUCACUCUUUCUCGGUUCUGUUCUUACUUCUCCCACUACUCCCAUUCUGUUUACUCUUUCUUUUCUCACCAGCUGAAGCUGUUGAUGAUACUUACACUCUUCCUAAUGAGCACUUCAUUAACUGUGGAUCAAAGUCUAAUGCCACCUUUGGAAUCAGGAACUUCACUCAAGACCAAAAUUCUGGUCCCUUCUCUGGAAAAGGAAGCAAACCUGUCAAAGACACUAAACCUUCAGCUGAUACACCGAUGCUAUAUCAAACAGCAAGAAUAUUCGGACGCCCUUACCCUUAUAAGUUUAAAAUCAGCCAAAAAGGCACGUACCUGGUACGCCUUCAUUUCUGUGCUUUCACAUCUUCUGUAAGCUUAGCAGAUGCUGUGUUUGAUGUCUCAGCUCAACCUACUGCCUCCGGUCCAUGGCUUUUACUGUUGUCGAAUUUUACCAUGAAAAAUAGUAAUGAAUCAACUGUGAUUAAGGAAUUCCUUCUUACAGUUGGAGCUGGUAAAUUUGAGAUUUACUUCAUACCUUCUCAAAUAUCACGUUUGGCUUUUGUUAAUGCCAUUGAAGUCUUUCUUGCCCCUACUGGCUUCAUUCCUGAUAAUGCUACACGCAUAAAUUUCUUAGGGAUUAAAGGCAAUUAUCACGGUUUACUUUCUAAUGUUUUGCAAAAAAUUUAUAGAAUCAAUGUUGGAGGUUCCAACAUCACAGCAAAGACUGAUACACUUAUGAGAUAUUGGAUACCAGAUGAUCAGUUUUUGGUCUUUCCAGGGUCUGCGGAAAACUGGCAUAGGCAGUAUGUUAAAUUAGAAUAUGAGCAAGGAGCUAACGGUUCAACUAAGUUUAUCGCCCCAGAGGAUGUCUAUAGGACUGCCAAAAAAUUGACAAGCGGGCAGACAAAUUUUUCAAAUAUUACUUGGCGUUUUAAAGUCAAUGAGCAUGCUAGGCACUUUGUUCGAGCUCAUUUCUGUGAUUUGAUUAGCCCCUCACUUCAUUAUCCUGGGCUAAAUCUCUGUAUCAAUGGAAUAUUUUGUCAGUUGAUCAGUCCAUUGGAGAUAGUUAAACGGCUGGCAGCUCCCUUUUAUGCUGAUUUUGUUGUUGAUUCUGGAAAAUCUGGAAAUAUUGACGUAAGUGUUGGCCCAUAUUCUAAUACAGACCAAACUGCCUUUCUGAAUGGCCUCGAGAUAAUGCAGCUAAUGGAAAAUUCAUAUUCAUCUUUUGUGCCACCCAAGCGAAAGAAGAAAAUCUUGGUCAUUAUUGCCGGUUCACUUGGUCUGGCAUUUGCAUUCAUUAUAAUAGUGAUUGUGCUAGUUUGUCUGGUUUGCUUGAAAGGAGAUCCAGGUAAAAUUCAACGUUUGCCAUCUUCUUUGGCUCUUCUUGGAGGGUGGAGUGUAAAUGAAAUGUCAACUGCUAGAACUGCUGGUCUUAGUCUAUGCCUUGAAUUAAGGAUACCCUUUGCUGAAAUACAGCAAGCAACACAAGAUUUUGAUUCAACAUUUUUCAUUGGUGAGGGUGGAUUUGGAAAAGUAUAUUGUGGAACACUUCGUGCUGAGAAGGUAGCUGUUAAACGAAGGGCACCAGGACACAAGCAGGGUCUUGCGGAAUUCCAAACAGAGAUAAUGGUACUUUCUCGAACUCGCCAUCGUAACCUUGUUUCCUUGAUUGGAUACUGUGAUGAAAGGUCCGAGAUGAUAUUGGUUUAUGAAUUCAUGGAAAAGGGGACUCUUAGAGAUAAUCUAUAUGACACAAAUGGCUGUUCUAAACAAAAUGGAUUGUCAUGGACGGAAAGACUUGAGAUCUGCAUUGGCACAGCAGCAGCCCUCCAUUACCUGCACACUGGUUCAGCAGUGAAAAUUAUUCACCGGGAUGUUAAGUCAACAAACAUCUUGCUUGAUGAAAAUUACACAGCUAAAGUAUCUGAUUUUGGUAUUUCAAAAUCAGGUCAUUCUGAUCUAACCCUGAAUCAUACAGAUGUAAAAGGUAGCUUUGGUUAUUUGGAUCCAGAAUAUUUUGUGUCUUCUGAGUUGACAGAGAAAUCUGAUGUGUACUCUUUCGGAGUGGUACUUUUAGAAGUUCUCUGUGCUAGACCAGCGAUUAUCAACUCACCUCAGAAGGAGGAGGUGAACCUAGCAGAUUGGGGUUUGCUUUGGCUAAAGAAAGGGCAGCUUGAAAAAAUUAUUGAUCCUGUCCUAGUGGAUAAAAUAAACCCUGAUUCAUUGAGAAAAUUUGGUGAAUUAGCUGAGAAGUGUUUGGAGGCAAAGGGUACUAAGAGGCCUACUAUGCACGAGGUGUUAUGGGACUUGGAAUAUGCAUUGAGCCUACAUACUGGAAUAAGUAGAGAACAACCUGAUGAAAGCAUAACAAAUUCUUCAUUGCAGUUUGGACCGCCUGUGCUUCUGGAUGUACCAACUUGUAGCUUCCUAAUUGAGGAAAAUGAACAGUCCAUAGUCGGUAACCAUGGUUCAGAUACAUCAGCUAGUGAAGUGUUCUCUCAGUUGAAGUUCGCUGGUGCUAGAUAAUCCCAUUAGUACAAGGGUAGUGAGAUCACUCAUAUCAUGUGAAACUUUUAAAAGCUGCUACCAACCUCACCGGGAUGUUAGAUGAACUCCAGCAAAUCAACUAGAGCUGGAAUGAGGAUUGACUCAAAACAACCAGGUUCCUUUUCUGCUAAUUGAUGGAUGAUGUACCAUGUAUGAAGUGCUUGUAACAUAAUAAUCUAAGAUCUUCUGAAGUAAAUGGGAAAUACGUAUGAUUGUUUCCAGUUAGAAUCAGUUUUCUUACUUGUUGCUGUUAGAGUUAAAGCUCGCAUUGACUUUAUCAUUUUGUCUAUUAUGUAUUUUGCUUCAUUGUACUGGUUGUUAAGUGUUGUACACCAGUGUUUAUGAGGUGCAUUUGUGCAUGCUUAGCUUUAUAACACUUGUCUCUUAUGUUAACCGGUAUUAAUCUUGUAUAACUUGUGUAAAUAUUUUGGUCGUAGAUGAAUGAAACGUGUGAACCUUUAACAUA